This is a messenger RNA of Punica granatum (pomegranate), 909 nucleotides long. NCBI's taxonomy places the organism in Eukaryota, Viridiplantae, Streptophyta, Magnoliopsida, Myrtales, Lythraceae. The record is from RefSeq and is a predicted model, not a curated record.
CCAAAGGUACUCCCUCACAUUUUCUCCGAUAUAACUGAGUCAUAUACAAUGAAGCUCUUUGUAGCCCUACUCUUGUGUGCUUUGGCGAUCUCGAGCAGCUUUGCCUUUGAUCCUAGUCCACUUCAGGACAUUUGUGUGGCUGUAGAUGAGCCCAAAAAUGCUGUGUUUGUAAACGGGAAAUUUUGCAAGAACCCGAACCUUACAGUUGCUGACGAUUUCCUCUUCCGAGGGAUCAACAUUCCUCGGGAUACCAACAACAACGUCGGGUCCAUUGUGACCACUGUUGCCGUUGACCAGCUCCCGGGUCUAAACACUCUAGGGAUCUCUUUGGCUCGGAUCGACUAUGCCCGUCAUGGCUUGAACCCACCCCACAUCCACCCACGUGCAACUGAGGUCAUCAUGUGCGUUGAGGGCGAGCUCUAUGUUGGGUUCGUCUUAUCAAACCAGCUUGGAAACAGGCUUAUCACCCAAGUCCUGAAGCCUGGAGACGUGUUUGUCUUCCCAUUCGCGAUGAUUCACUUCCAGCUCAACAUUGGCAAGACCGCCGCAGUUGCAAUCUCAAGCUUGAGCAGCCAAAACCCCGGUGUCAUAACAGUUGCUAAUGCUGUGUUCGGAUCUAAGCCACCGAUUAAAGAAGAUGUCUUGACCAAGGCAUUCCAGGUGGACAAGAAAGUUAUAGACGAUCUCCAAUCUCAGUUUUGGUACGACAACCACCAUUAAAACCAAAUGAGAGAGUGAAAGAGGAUAGUUUAUAUCCAUCAAAUAAAACCCGAACGUGGGAAUUAAAACAUAUUCGGUAUGUUGGUGUAUUUCUAAUUUCUAAAUAAAAUUAAUGGUGUGUUUCGUCGAUAUUAAUGUUUCUUGUUAUUAUGAAAUGCUACCUUUCUAAUCAGUAGUACGAAGAUCCUC